Xiphophorus couchianus (Monterrey platyfish) is the source of this 2432-nucleotide messenger RNA. It is a transcript of the gene septin8a, whose product is annotated as septin 8a. Gene Ontology annotation, molecular function: GTP binding. The record is from RefSeq and is a predicted model, not a curated record. The coding region runs from base 126 to 1385 and encodes 419 amino acids. Lineage: Eukaryota; Metazoa; Chordata; Actinopteri; Cyprinodontiformes; Poeciliidae. The transcript has 10 exons.
UGUUCCCAUCCCUGUCAGCUCGCCUUCAGUUAGUUUAGCAGGCUAAGUACGGAGAGAGGAGGGCUGUUCCCUUUCGCCUCUGCUCAGUCUGCUACUCAGCACGCCGUCAACACACAUUCCACACCAUGGCUGCCACGGACGUGGACGUAUUUUCGAAUGAGGAGAAACGUAACCUCAGCUUAGGCGGCCAUGUUGGAUUCGACAGCCUCCCUGACCAACUGGUCAGUAAAUCAGUCACACAGGGUUUUUGCUUCAACAUCCUCUGCGUAGGAGAAACUGGCAUUGGCAAAUCAACAUUAAUGAACACACUGUUUAACACCAUGUUUGAAAAUGAGGAGGCGAGCCACUACCAGAAUGGCGUGUAUCUGCGGCCGCGAACCUACGACCUCCAAGAGAGCAACGUCCACCUCAAACUAACGAUUGUUGAUACCGUUGGGUUUGGUGACCAGAUCAACAAGGAGGACAGUUACAAGCCAAUCGUGGACUACAUCGACACCCAGUUUGAAAACUAUCUGCAGGAAGAGCUGAAAAUCAAACGCUCGCUGUUUAACUACCAUGACACCAGGAUCCACAUCUGCCUUUACUUCAUCGCCCCAACUGGACACUCCCUCAAGUCCCUGGACCUGGUCACAAUGAAGAAACUGGACAGCAAGGUCAAUAUUAUUCCCAUCAUUGCCAAAGCGGACACAAUCUCCAAGAGCGAGCUUCACAAAUUCAAAAUCAAGAUAAUGAGUGAACUCGUGAGCAACGGCGUCCAGAUCUAUCAGUUCCCGACAGACGAUGAAGCUGUUAGUGAGAUCAAUGCCUCCAUGAACGCCCACCUGCCAUUCGCUGUGGUCGGAAGCGUGGAAGAAGUCAAAGUGGGGAACAAAACGGUGAGGGCCAGACAGUAUCCCUGGGGAGUGGUGCAAGUUGAGAACGAGAGCCACUGUGACUUUGUAAAACUCCGAGAGAUGCUGAUCCGGGUCAACAUGGAGGAUCUGAGGGAGCAGACGCACGCCCGCCACUACGAGCUGUACCGGCGCUGCAAGCUGGAGGAGAUGGGCUUUAAAGACACAGACCCAGACAGCCAGCCCUUCAGUCUUCAAGAAACAUACGAAGCCAAGAGGAAAGAGUUCUUAGGGGACCUGCAACGUAAAGAAGAAGAAAUGAGGCAAAUGUUCGUAAACAAAGUAAAAGAAACCGAAGCAGAACUCAAAGAAAAGGAACGAGAGCUCCAUGACAAGUUUGAGCAGCUGAAGCGGAUGCACCAGGAUGAGAAGAGGAAGGUGGAGGAGAAGCGGAGGGAGCUGGAGGAUGAGAUGAACGCCUUCAACAGGAAGAAGGUGGCAUGUGAGACGCUCUCAUCUCAACCCCUCAAGAAAGACAAGGACAAGAAAAAUUAAUUUUUGAGGCGCAGCACACCCAUCCACACACGACCAUGGAUUUGUCCUCCAUCACCAUAGCAACGACCACAUCUGUGUUUUCUUUUUGUUUGUUUGUUUUUUCUGUUUUGUUUUGACAUUCCAUCUUGACAUUGUGCACAUGGACCAAAGACACUGAGGAUGAUGAUGAUGGUGAAGCCACAGGAGAGAAAAAGAGUGAAAGAUGGUGAGAGAGAGAAAUAUUCACAUCCAUCAGUGGCCAUCUCAUUGAUUCAGGAUCUUUCUAUGUGAUUUUUGGACAUUUUUUUAAUAAAUAUAUCUGUUUAUUUUAAUUUCUUUGUUGUUUUAAAUAUUUCUGUAUUUUUUCUUUCCUCAUUAGCCAUCCAAACUGAUUAAAUCUUGUCAAGCAUUGUCAUUUCGUGGUACUACAAUUUUGAAAAUGUGGGCAAAAUAUGUAUUUAAAAAAAAUAUAUAAAAUAUAAGGGACACCCAGUUUUUAUAGGCCUGACGUUCAAAUCGAAGAUUAAAAGGUCCUUAACUUUUUAAAAAAUGUAUGACCCAUUUAAAAUAUUCAGAGGUAAUUUGUCUUUUUGUAACCCUGAGGAAUUAGUUUAGUAUAAUCAGUCCCUCAUUAGUGAAUAAUACAUUAAAAUCUUAGCGUGUCAAGCAAUAACUGAGUACCUGCAUUUAGAGGUACUGACAACUUAACAUGUAGUCCUACAUCUUAAAACCUAUGCAAUAUUCUAGUGCUGUAAGUCAGUUAAUGUAUGUGAAUAUUUUCUCGAGCUUAUCAAGCUUCCAGUAAUAUACAAAUAUGUACUAGUUUUUAAUAUGAUUAAUGAAUAUGAUGCAAGAAGCCCAUAAGAGGGUGUACAUUAUUUGUGAGUGACUUAACUAUAUUGUAAACCUUGCGUGAUUGUUUUGUUUCGCCCGUGGAAUCACGACUAUGAAGCCAGUAAACAUUUAAGCCUCAACUCGCUGUAGGAGAGUUUACGCUCAGACAUGGAGAAGAGAGCAGCUGUAUUUACUGUCUGUUGAUGCAAAUAAAUGCAAACCCUCCCUCCGAAA